Colletotrichum acutatum is the source of this 1425-nucleotide messenger RNA. RefSeq lists its product as uncharacterized. The record is from RefSeq and is a predicted model, not a curated record. The transcript is spliced from 3 exons. NCBI's taxonomy places the organism in Eukaryota, Fungi, Ascomycota, Sordariomycetes, Glomerellales, Glomerellaceae. Bases 243 to 1229 code for a protein of 328 amino acids.
CCCCGCUUGUCCAAGGUACCAAGGUAAGGUACCUUAGGUGACAGAGAAAUUGGCCGGUCUUUUAAGCAUCGAGCCUGGGAAAAGCGGCCAAUUUUGGGUGGUACCUGACAAAAGUAGGUACCUUCCAAUUCCAACCCGUAUGGUAUUAGGUAGGUAGGUACCUUACUCCGUCCUGCGGCAGGCACCUCAGGUGGUGAGCUUGUUCCUGACUUGACCUGACUUGACCUGACUGGAAAGAGUUGAUGCCGGACCAGGCGGCGUAUAAGAAGGCGCCGACGGAUUGGGCGCCUUCCAUCCGGAGUCAAAUUCCACGUCACCUUUGUUGCUCGGCCCAGCUUGUUCAUUCCCAUCUUCUUAUUUAUUCUCCUGCCAAUUUACAAAGAAGAGAAGAAGGUGGCUUACCUGAAACAAAGUUUGUGCCUGCUUUGAAUAACCACUUUGGCUUGACGGCAUUUCACCUUUGCGAACCGGGCCUACCUACCUACACUCAGUGUACGCAUCUCACCUCUGCGGAUCCGUUGACAUUUUGUCUCCGUUGCAACCCCUCCGACCACCGACCCAAGGACAUAAAACACCGAGUAGUUCUUCAGCCAACUUUCGUCGCAGCAUCUCCCAAACACAUUCGCACAACACAUCACAUAACAAUGGCUGCUCCUGCGACAAAGACGAUCGCCGACCUCAACGGCAAGUGGGUCAUGAACAAGACCCUCUCCGAUUCUCCGGAGCCCGCUCUCGCCCUCCAGGGCAUCGGCUGGAUGACCCGCAAGGCUGUCGGCCUCGCCACUGUCACCCUCGACGUCAAGCAGUACACCGCUCCUCCCUCCCCUCCUGGCUCCGGCACUGAGCCCGUCACCCACUUCGAUAUUGACCAGUUCGCCACCGCCGGCCUCAAGGGCACCACGGAGAAGCGCUGUGUCGACAACGAGUGGCGUGAGCAUUCCGACUGGAUGUUUGGCAGCGUCCGUGGCCAGAGUCGCUGGAUGACCCUCGCCGAGAUUGAGGAUGAGUUCCUCAAGAAGGGCUGGCUCGAGGGCGAUGCCGAGGCUACCGGUCCCGAUGGCAAGGCCCACCUCUACAGCCACGUCGAGAGCAUCGACAAUGGCUGGACCGCCUCCCAGAUCUGGGGUUUCCAGACCGUCGAGGGCGAGAGACGCUACACGCGUAACGUUCUCGUUCAAAAGGGCGGCAAGAGAGUCGAGAUUCGCCUCGUCUACGACUACCUUCCUUAAUUCUUGACGCACGUGGCGUUUUCUGGGAAUUCCUUACAUUGAGGUUGGAUGACGGGACUUAUUCUACUACACACGAAGCAUGGCUACUACACGCGCUUGCAGGGCGCAUAAUGACGUUACGCUCUUAGGUUAUGAGAUGUAGCACGACGAAGAGUAGACUUUGAGAGCAUGAAUAUCAACUGGACCCGUCUGAAAA